CACACGCGGCUCAAUCACGACAUUUAUUCGGCGUCCACUAUGCAUCAUCUCAACACUCUCGGUGUAAGGACGGCCAAACACAGUCGAGCGUACUGUAAAUACUGUAUGUGCACCAUCCACUCUAGCCUACAGGAUUCUCUCCGCAAAUAACAUGGGUUAAGAGGAGGAUGUCUGGAUAAUGCAUUUCAACUCUUUGCAAGGAUGGGGACUCGGAUAUUGUUUUUUGGCAGAGGCAUUUUGACAAAGACGAAGAGAGAAAUCAAAGAAGGGCUUUAAUAUCAUCCUUCUACUCUUUCAUUUCCUUUCCUUCUUUUCUUUUUGUGAGAUGAUCGCAGAGUUGGUGUGCAGCGCCGUGGCACUGCUCCUGUACGUCAACACACUGGACGCCGAUUUCUGCUACGAUGACAGCCGUGCUAUCAAAACCAACCAGGACCUUCUCCCAGAAACGCCUUGGAUCAACAUCUUCUAUGAUGACUUCUGGGGGACACUUCUCACCCACAGCGGUAGCCACAAGUCUUACCGCCCGUUCUGCACGCUCUCCUUUCGACUCAACUACGCCCUGGGUGGCUUAGAUCCCUGGGGUUACCACCUGGUCAAUGUGGUUCUACACUGCGCCGCGACCGCCCUGUUCUCUAGCCUCUCAAGCCUGCUGCUGGGGUCGGGUUGCUGGAGCCUGCUGGCCGGGCUUCUCUUUGCCGCUCACCCCAUUCACACCGAGGCCGUGGCGGGCAUCGUGGGCCGGGCUGAUGUAGGAGCCGCCCUCUUCUUCCUCCUGGCCCUGCGCUGCUACAUACACCACUGCUCCCUGAGGACAAGCGGUGCGCAUGGACGGAGCUGGACGUGGUUCUUGGGCUCAUUGGCGUGUGCUUCCUGUAGCAUGUUGUGGAAGGAACAGGGCGUGACGGUGCUGGCCGUGGCUGGCAUGUACGACGUGUUUGUCUUCCACAGGUUGAAGCUGCAGCAGGUUCCCGUGCUCUUCCAGAAGAAGAAGAACCUGCACCUGCUGUUGAGCGUGUUUCUGCUGGGCUUCUGGGGUGUCAUCCUUCUUGCUUGCCGUCUUUACUGGAUGGGCAACAAACCUCCGAACUUCUCCAACUCGGACAACCCUGCAGCAGACUGUCCUUGUUUCCUAACUAGGACACUAACGUUCUUUUUUCUCCCUGCCAUGAACGUUUGGCUCCUCCUGUGCCCAGACAUGCUAAGUUUUGAUUGGUCAAUGGAUGCUCUGCCUCUUCUGAGGAGCAUUGCAGAUUGGCGAAACCUCCACACCGUGGCCUUCUACACCUCACUUCUAGCACUGGCGUGGUUCGGCCUUUGCCAUUACCCAACCAAAAGCAAGGAGACCAACGGGAAAGCCCAUCAUGUAGCAAACGGGAAGUCCACAAACGGACACAGUUGUAGCUCGGAUUAUGAACACUCAACGUUUUACUCAAACUCAGUGCAGAUGAAUGGAACAAACGGUACUGCAAAACACUAUUCGUCGUCAUCUUUACCCACCACAGAGAGUUUGGUGGUCUUCUCAUUAGGUCUACUGGCCAUUCCCUUCAUCCCUGCCACAAACCUGUUCUUUUAUGUGGGGUUUGUGGUGGCGGAGCGAGUACUGUACAUCCCUAGUAUGGGCUUCUGCCUGUUGGUAGCAGUAGGGAUGAGAGCUUUUUAUGUCAGAUUGAGGAGAAAGUCCUCCAGAACUUUGGUGAUCGGCUGCUCUGCUGCCCUAGUCCUUCUUUUUGGGAUUAAGACGGUGUUGAGGAACCGUGACUGGCAGAAUGAGGAGAUGCUAUACAAGUCAGGGAUAUCUGUGAACCCUGCUAAAGCUUGGGGUAACUUGGGAAACGUUCUCAAGAACCAGGGAAAGGUGGUGGAGGCCGAGCGAGCCUACAGGAACGCUCUGUACUACCGGAGGAACAUGGCUGACAUGUUGUAUAACCUGGGUCUGUUGCUCCAGGAAAACAACAGAUUCUCAGAGGCCCUCCACUACUAUAAGCUGGCCAUUGGGAGCAGGCCAACACUGGCUUCCGCCUACUUGAACACAGGGAUUGUCCUGAUGAACCAGGGCCGUCUAGAUGAGGCCAAGCGGACUUUUGUCACUUGUGCCGAUAUCCCAGAUGAAAACCUGAAGGAUCCUCAUGCUCACAAGAGCUCAGUCACCAGCUGCCUGUAUAACCUAGGAAAGCUUCUUCAUGAGCAAGGCCACCAGGAGGAGGCAAUAUCUGUAUAUAAAGAGGCAAUACAGAAGAUGCCCAGGCAGUUCGCCCCACAGAGCCUUUAUAAUAUGAUGGGAGAGGCCUACAUGAGGCUGAACAAACUGACAGAGGCAGAACACUGGUAUAAGGAAUCCCUCCGAGCCAAACCGGACCAUAUACCUGCACACCUCACUUACGGAAAGCUCCUGGCAAUGACGGGUCAGAAAACGGAAGCGGAGAAGUUCUUUCUCAAGGCGAUCGAACUCGAUCCUACUAAAGGAAACUGCUAUAUGCAUUAUGGUCAGUUUUUGCUGGAGGAGUCGCGGCUUUUGGAGGCCGCUGAAAUGGCAGAGAAAGCCGCCCAGUUGGACAGUGAAGAAUUUGAUGUGGUUUUCAGUGCAGCUCACAUGCUCAGGCAAGCCAGCCUCAAUGAUGCAGCAGAGAAGUACUACAGACAAGCGGCCAACCUGAGACCCAAUUAUCCCGCAGCCCUCAUGAACCUCGGAGCUAUUCUGCAUCUCAACGGCAAACUUCAAGAAGCGGAGGCUAAUUAUCUGCGAGCCUUGCAGCUGAAGCCGGACGACACGAUUACUCAGUCCAACCUGCGUAAGCUGUGGAACAUCAUGGAAAAACAGGGCUUGAGGACCAUGGCUCCUUGACUUCUAUACGUUUGAUGGAGCACCUUCACUGAGGUUGUACUCUCAGAGCUCUCACUAAUGAGGUAAUUGACAUCCUAGGGCUGACAAAGGACGUCUUCAAUCCUGGGUUACCUCAAGGGAUGCUUGAACACAUGAGAGCGCCUGCGUUUGGUAAAACCAAGACAUUCUGGAACAAUCUAGAACUGCGGAGCUUCCCAGACAUGUCGGGAGCUGUUAACUUGAAGUGGCCCAUAGAUCCAUACUUGAAGUCUCAUGAUAAAUUAGAUUUUAAUUAGUUAGUCGAUGCUUAGUAGUCUUGACGGGCAAUAUUUGCCCUGAGGCUGUAUGAAAUUGAGGAGUGAGAGUGCUACAACCCCCAUGAGGCUAUACUCUGCAUGUACAGUACGUUUCGCCAUUCAUAUGAUUGGAAUCAUUAAUAUUUAAUGAGCACAUCAUGGCUGAUGGAAACACGAAAAAAUCAUAUCAUCGAAACAUCAACUAAAUAACGCGAUAAAUAGACCAAACGUCAUAAAUCUCUCUCACUGUAAAAUAAAAAACAGACAUCCAUUGCGUCAAAAUGAUCAAUUUGUGAGGUUGUAGAUUUAAUGACACUGUAUAUAGAAGCACGGAUGAUGGUUUGAUUUGGGAUGUGGAAUUUUUAGCGAAUGCAUUUACAUUUCAUUAACGUACAUCGAUUCAGACAUGCCUGCCUGCGACACUAAGUUCUGGGUUCAAGAAAUUGGAUCCAUUUGAUUUAUUUUGCCAAAAAUGACAGGGAAACAGGAAAGGAACAUUCAGUAAGCUAUAUAGCGAAUUGAACUUGCAAGCUCUCUUUGCCUUACUUUGCAAAAAUCUGUUAUGUAACAGAAGGAUCCAGUGGAUUUUAAGUACUUGUUGCAUUAAUAUUAUAAAAUGGGGAUGGAAAAUGUACACUUGUUAGAAUAUCACAUGCAAUGUGUUAAUUCACAAUUAUUAAUUACACUGCUGGUCAAAAGUUUGAGUUUGCUGUUCAAAAGUUUGGGAUCAGUAAAGUAUUUUCUGCUCAUCAAGGCUGCAUUUAUUUGAUUAAAAAUUCAGAAAAAAACUGUAAUACUGUGAAAUGUUAUUUCAAGUUAAAAUAGCGGUUUUCUGUUUUAAUAUGCUUUAAAAUGUAAUUUAUUCCUGUGAUGCAAAAGCUGAAUUUUCAGCAUCAUUACUCAAGUCUUCAGUGUCACAUGAUACUUCAGAAAUCAUUCUAAUAUGCUUAUUUUCAGUGUUGGAAAGUUGUGCUGCUCGAUAUAUAUAUAUAUAUAUUUUUUGGAACCUGUGAUACUUUUUUAGGAUUCUUUGAGUAAAACAUUAAAAAUAACUGCAUUUAUUUAAAAUAGAAAUAUUUUGUAACAAUAUACAGUUUAGAAAUUUGGGGUCAUAAAAUUUUUUAAUGGAAAUUAAUAGUUUAAUUCAUCAAGGGUGUGUUAAAAAAAAAAAAAAAAAAAAAAGACUUAUGUUUGAAAAUAUUUCUAUUUUGAAUAAAUGCUGUUUAUUUAAAGAAUGAAUACAAAUCCUGGAAAAAAGUAUCACAGGCUCCACAAAAAUAUUAAUGUGUUUCAAACAUUAAUAAUAUAACAAUAACAAUAAUAAAUCAGCAUAUUAGAAUGAUUUCUAAAGGAUCAUAUGACACUGAAGACUGUAGUAAUGAUGCUAAAAAUUCUGCUUUGCAUUACAUGAAUAAAUUACAUUUUAAAGUAUAUUAAAGCAGAAAAUAAUUAUUUUAAAUUGUAAUAAUAUUUCACAUUAUUGCUGUUUUUUCUGUAUUUCUGACCAAAUAAAUGCAGCCUCAAUGAGUCAAAAAUACUUGUUUAAAAAUCUUACUGUUCCCAAACUUUUAAAGGCAGUGUACUUUUUUUUUUUUUUUUUUUUUUUUUUUUUUUUUUUUUUACAAUAAAUACUUUAAUUUAGCAAGGAUGGAUAAUGGAAAUUGAUUGAAAGUGACAGUAAAUACAUAUAAAAAUAAAUGCUAUUGAAAUAUGCAUCAUAGUUUUCAUAAAAAUAUAUACACAUAAAAUGUGUUUUCAACAUUAUUAAUAAUAAGAAAUUUUAAGAGCAAAAAGCAAAUCAGCAUUUUAGAAUAGUUUCUGAAGGAUCAUGAAGACAAAGAGUAAUGAUGCUGAAAAUUCAGCAUUGCAUCAGGAAUAAAUUACAUGAAAAACUAUUAUAUAUAAUUUAUUUUACAUUUGAAUAACAUUUCACAAUAUUACUUUUUUACUGUAUUUUUGAUCAAAUAAAUGCAGCCUUGCUGAGCACAAGAGACUUCUUUCAAAAACAUAAAAUCCCAAACUUUUGAAAAGUAGUGUUUAUUAGAUCUGAACAUCUGAUAUGAUCAUGGACAUCGACUAGUUCUCUGACCGAACUGGUUGAACAGACUGGUAGUUUAAUCACAAAGCUUUGACUGGUAACUCCUAACCAAAUACAAAUCCUCUCACUUGUUGCACUCAUCUAACAAUAUACAGCCAUAGUUUUGUAAGGGAUUGUUUAUAUGUAAUAUUGGUUUAAUAUUUUUCUUCUAUGUUUGAGUGUAUAAAUGGAACCUAAUAUAUAAAACGACACGUUACACAGUGAUGUUGUCGCUCGAACACGGAAAACAGUGAGCCAGAAACAUUAUAUACAAUACUUGUUUCAAAUUGUUUAAUUCAUUCUGCAAUUACAUUGUUUCAUGAUUGUCUUUGUUCGUCCUUGUUCCUGAUUUCCAACAUUGUGUAUGUAGUAAGUAGAAACAAUUGGUGAUCCAACCAAUUUUUACAAAGGAUUUUCUUGUGAUGUGAUUCUCACUAUCACUGUAAAGAAAUGAAGUGAAAAUUAUGACCCAAAAAUAAAAUUCAGUUGUUUUCUCGCCCUCAAAACUCAUUCUGUUGAACACAAGAAAACUGAGAAACUAAAAAUGCAAUUACAAUGGAAGAUUUCAAGCUUGAAAAAGGAUUAAAAGUGCCAUAAAAGUUCAUUUUUAUUCUAUUUCAAGUAUUCAGUUAACCAUAAUAAACCUGUCAUGUACUAUAUUCCACAUUUUCCCAAGCUAUACUAUAGUUUUGUGUGAUGAAUGAAUAUAGAAAUGUCUUAUAAACGUCUUAUUUGAUGCAAAAUUUCAGUCCCCUAUUCAUUGCAAUAGCAUAGAAAUGAGCAACCAAAUGUAUUUAGAAAAACAUGAGGGUGAAUAAAUUACAGAAUUUCAAUUUUUGGGUUAAUAAUCCAUUUACAGGUCUAGCAAAUGUCAUGUCGGACAACUGAGUCAGUAUUAACUUAUUCCCUUUUGUGUUGUCUUGGAAAAAAAAAGGAAAAGAAAGAAGAAAAAAAGCAGCUGGCUCUGUGUUAUAUGUCAAAUGUGUAUGAAAUAUUUCUGAUUCAAGAUGCCCUUUUUUAAAUAUAUUUUUGAGCUGAACUAAUUCAUCCAUUGUUUCAAUAGACAUGUGUAAUGGGAGCAUUUUCAAGGGAAUAAAUACAGAAUUUGUCAUGCAUUUGCUUAGACGGUCUCUCAGACGAACCUAUUGUUUCACAUUUCUCUACUUCCAUUGUUUUUUCUUUCCUCCCAAAGUUACCGAACAAAAUGCAGUGAAUGGGUGCCGUCAGAAUGAGAGUCCAAACAGCUGAUUAAAAUGUCAUAAUCAACGUAACCCACACAAAUUCACAUCUUGUGAAGGGAAAAGCUGCUUGCUUUUAGUAAAUAAAGAUGUUUUUUAACUUCAAACUAAGUACAUUUUCAGUAAAUUUGGCUGAAAUAUCUCUUUAAUGCAGAAAAACACCAUUGUGGCUAGAGUAGCGUAAAAUUGGAUUAACAGAGCUCCCAUGUCUUCAUAGUUAGCACAUUACCAUAGUAAACCGUUUGUAAUUUUCUUCAGUCUCAGUUGUAACGUGAUUGUGUCUUGUCUGUCCUCCACAGUGUAAGUUAUUGCGUAGUUUCUAGUGCUAUUAGUUGCUACUGCAUCAAUACUGUACUGUUCUUAGCUGUACCCGGUGUGUCUGUUAAGAUGACAGUUUUCACAUGGACUCACACAAUGCAGACUUACACGACUGAGACACCUGCACCCGUACUGUAGGCGUGAGUGUUGAAGUCUUUCCUCAGGGAUUUGGAGAGGUGGUGAUAUCCAAGUUGGUGCUCUCAGAGCAGAGAAAGAGUUUACUUUUUUUUGGAAAGCGUUGCAUUUGUAUAAAUUAUCAAGAUUUGUAGCCUUUCUUUCUUCUGUUUUUGUAUAAAGACUGACGUAUGUGCCAGAUAAGACUUUUCUCCCAAUGUCACGUUUUUUCCAUAAUAAAGUACCCCGGUGUUCUGCUCUCUUC
This is a messenger RNA of Labeo rohita (rohu), 7129 nucleotides long. It is a transcript of the gene tmtc2b, whose product is annotated as transmembrane O-mannosyltransferase targeting cadherins 2b. Gene Ontology annotation, biological process: protein O-linked glycosylation via mannose. The record is from RefSeq and is a predicted model, not a curated record. Gene Ontology annotation, cellular component: endoplasmic reticulum membrane. NCBI's taxonomy places the organism in Eukaryota, Metazoa, Chordata, Actinopteri, Cypriniformes, Cyprinidae. Gene Ontology annotation, molecular function: mannosyltransferase activity; protein binding. Bases 326 to 2842 code for a protein of 838 amino acids. The transcript has 12 exons.